Molecule: messenger RNA, 1112 nt
Organism: Oreochromis aureus
Lineage: Eukaryota; Metazoa; Chordata; Actinopteri; Cichliformes; Cichlidae
Exons: 8
Coding region: 141-923 (260 amino acids)
Biological process (GO): interleukin-15-mediated signaling pathway; positive regulation of ERK1 and ERK2 cascade; T cell activation
Cellular component (GO): membrane raft; external side of plasma membrane
Molecular function (GO): MHC class II protein binding; protein tyrosine kinase binding
Source: RefSeq, a predicted model, not a curated record
CUUCCGCCUUCUACACUUUUGCAUCCUUGAGCUCUUGUUUUCAGUGAAGUGAAGCAUGGAGAGGAUGAAGAAAGAUUUUUGCCUUCAAUAACUGAACUAAAAGACACAAAAUCUGCUCAAAAUUAAGGUCGACUUUCAGAAUGAAGGUGAUUGUGUUGUUUGUGUUUGUGCUGGGUGCACUCUCUGCUGCAGGUGAAGAUUUCAUUGCAAGAGUCGGGGGGAAAGUCACAUUGAACUGUGGAGUCAGCAGCUACAGACGCUCUCUGCAGUGGCUUCAUCGAUAUAACUUAAUUCAUAGUGUUGAUCAGAGAGGCUUCACUCGCAAAGGCACUGUUGAACUUGUGCAGAGGUCAGUCCUGAGACAGACGAAUCUGGAAAUCUCCAGUGUGAGAGAAACAGAUGUUGGACGGUUCACAUGUUUGGCAGAUGGGACACGUCACGAACAUUCACUUUCUGUGGUCUCAGUUUCGGUCUCCGUCAAUCCCUCUGCUGUUCUCAAGCUGAACGAUGAGGCAAUGCUCCAGUGUGAGGUGAAAGGUCAGCACAAAGGUUGUGAAGUGAAGUGGAAGAGUCCAAAUACAAAGUCACCCACAAAUCCAUCAACAGUUCAACUGAAACCUGUAACAAGCUCACAUAACGGGGCCUGGGAGUGUAUCGUCACCUGUGGCAGCAAUAUGUUUAGUCAGAGUCUGACCAUCACAGUACAAGAGCCUCCAACUACAACAACUACAACAACUCCACCAACCACCCGUAAGAACAUCACAUUAUUUGUAACAAGUGUUCAGAAGAUAACAUGUACAACAUGUACAACAUGUACUGCCAACGAUUGCCCACUGGGACUCUUCUGCUGGAUGUGGAUUGCAAUCGGGGUCUGCUGCCAGUUUGUUCUCCUGAUAGUUUGUGUCACUGUCUUGUAUGGGUGAUCUUCAAUUAUCAGGUAAAGGUGUGCACCUCAGAGACCUGGGAUCUACCUCUACUGCAGGCUGAAUGGGGUGAUAUUUGUCUUUAAAUCCUCUGAUUACAAACCACAGGUCUGUUCAGAGAGCAGGUUCGGUUUGUUUCCUGGGCCUUGCUGAGUAAAACUGAGAACCCCAUUGCUACGGGCCAUUCGA